UAUAACGAAGCAUUCAGAUAUGAUUAGAUGUAAACUAGAAGUAUCAUAAAUGUAUAUAAAUAAUUCGAAUCAUUCCAUGAUACAGUUCUUUUAAAUAAUUAUAAUUCUGUGAUCUUACCAUGUAUAUUCUAACAAAAAUAUUUUUAACAUAUUUAUUAUUUUCGUAUUGUGUAAUUGGUGGUCCAGAAGAAGAGCAGGGUGUUAAAUAUGCAAAUAAAUGCGAAGUUUGCAAAGUUGUUGCCACCGAAUUAGAAGCUAAACUAGAUGAAACCGGUAAAACACAUGAUGUACUUGAAAUUGGAUAUUGUGUUGAUGAUGUUCUACCCAAGAAAAAAAAAGAAUAUAAAAAAUCAGAGUUACGAUUAGUAGAAAGUAUGGAGAAUCUUUGUGAACGUAUAUUGGAUUAUAAUAUUCACAAAGAAAGAACAGACAGUACAAGAUUUGCCAAAGGCAUGAGUCAGACAUUUAAAGCAAUCCAUGAACUCGUGGAUAAAGGUGUUAAAGUUGAACUAGGAAUCCCAUAUGAAUUAUGGGAUAAACCAUCUGUUGAAAUUACUACUUUAAAAUCACAAUGUGAAGAUUUGCUUGAAAAUCAUGAAUCAGAUAUUGAAGAAUGGUAUCAUAAUUAUCAAGGAGAAAUUCCUUUAAUUAGAUAUUUAUGUUCAGAAAGAGCAUUGAAGGGAGACGAUGAUUCUUGUUUGAAGGAAAAAGGUGAAACUAGUAGUAAAAAAGAAGACAGAGAAGGAAAAAAUGAGAAAAAAAAAAAGAAACAAGACUUAAAAGCUGAAAAUAAAGAAAAAUAUGUAAAAGAAGAAUUAUAA
Eufriesea mexicana is the source of this 821-nucleotide messenger RNA. It is a transcript of the gene CNPYb, whose product is annotated as FGF signaling regulator protein canopy b. Bases 120 to 821 code for a protein of 233 amino acids. The record is from RefSeq and is a predicted model, not a curated record. The transcript has 5 exons. Lineage: Eukaryota; Metazoa; Arthropoda; Insecta; Hymenoptera; Apidae.